UUUGUCUUUAAAUUGAGGAAACAGAAUAUUUCAUUAUUUGUCAACACCGGUUGAAAUUUAUAUUUAAGACAAUGUUCAGCCGUUAACAAGGAAGGUUGAAUUAUAUUGAGCUAAUCUAAAAUGGCUCUUUCAACUAGUCAGUCUAAUGACGUGAUCCAGUGCGCUAGUCAAGGUUCCCUGCAGAUAACAGACUUACCAGAGGAAAUUCUGGAGUUCAUCCUGCUUCAUUUGUCGCCGUACAGAGAUUUAAAAUGUGCCAUGCUGGUAAACCGACAGUGGCAUCGGCUUGUUCAAGGUAGACACAUAAUUUUUAAUGUUGCCAAGACCGAUUUGUGUAACAUUCAAUGUUAAACAAUGUUACAUAGUGAUUGUACCCUACUUUUAAAAAAAAAAUUGCAGCAGAAUCUCCUGAUUCUAAUGGAACUAAAUUUCUUUCUACUGAUGUGGAGACUUGUAGAAUAUGAUUUUUUUUCAGGCUGCUCGAUUUUUCUCUGAGUUGCAUAUCUACAAACCGGAACAGAAUCGCUGGUACCAUCUGAACUCCAUGUCCCCGGUCAGCCCCGCCCCCACAGCAGGUCACUCUGCGUCCAUAGUGGGGGACAGCAUGGUGGUGUUUGGGGGGUCUCAUGUUCCUGGAACAGGAAAUAAUGAAGUUUGGGAGUUUAAUUUUAUUGAUAUGACUUGGCAGAGGAAGCACACUAGUAAUAAAAGACCAAACCCACGUUACGGGCAAACUCAGGUGACCUUGGAUGAGAAUCAUAUUCUGGUGGUUGGAGGAUGCGGGGGGCCCAAUCAGAUUUUCAACGACCUUUGGUUGCUAUGCAUGGACACUGACCCCUGGAGAUGGGAGGAAGUGACCAUUAAGCAACCGGAGUUCUCUGCCCCUCAGUUGUGGUGUCACCCAGCAUGCAAGGUGAAUGAUAAAUUGAUUGUGCUGAGUAAACCCACGAAACCUCUUCGACCCCAGACCUCGGAUCCCCGAAGACCUACCAGUUAUGCCUACAGAAAUAACAAAAUCUGGGUCCCCCCACGAGAAUCGCCCAGGGAACCAGGGGCCCCUGCCAGUGCCUCAAGACAAGUCGGUGCUACUUUCAAGCGACCUGUCUCUGAAAGUGAUGAUAGCUCAAGCGCUGAUGAUGAUGAGAACUCAGUCCAGAGGUCAGAGAGGAAUCAUUUAGAGUUCAAACAUCCAGGUGAUGUGGUGAGAGGUCGAGGUCAGGGACUGUCUCCGAAGAGAUCGCCUGUGUCUCACAGCCGUCUUCAGAAUCACAGUUACAUCACCGACUCAGACGCUCCUGGGCCGUCCAUGCAAGCCUUCAGCACCGGUGACUCGCGUCCCGGGGUGCUGGGGGGACGUCAGAAUGCUGCCAAAAAUCGUGAAAAGCAGCUGGAAGCUCUGCGAAAGUUUGAAGAGAGACUGAGGGAGAGUUUGGCAAGACAGUCAGGGUCUCAGAGUCAAGGUCAACCAAGCCAGGACGACACGAGAAAAACUCGUCUGAGGGAACUACGAACGCCUAUUCACUUACAUGUGCUGGACAUCACUGAUAUUGUGCAAUCUCGUACUGCUACGUGGCAGUCAGUGAAAGAGAACCCCUCUCUGGAGGCCCCCGAGGAGACUAUAUUCUACUCGCUGGUGGAAGGGCGCGGAGAACUGGUGAUGUUUGGGGGGAUACAGCGAGACAUUCAGUCCAUGCAGAGAGGAAUGGACGUCAAAUCUCAUGUGGUCAGCAACAACUUGUACAUCGUGUCUCCUCCCAGACUCUCGUUAUGAUGAACAUUGAAUGUGUCAACUUCAGAAGCUGUAGGAGGAGAUUGUGUCUGCAGUUUGGCACUGCCACAGAAGAUCCACCUUUGUAUUGUGUAGUAUUACUAAGGAACGUUAAGACUCAGCGAUUCUGUGUAAAUGAUUCUUACAAAUAGAUUUUGUAUUACUAAUUACAGUCAACCACGGUUACAGUAAACACAUUUAUAAUGAAUUCACGCUUACAGUCAAACACGGUUACAGUGAACACACUCUCGAGGACGACAGGUUUACAGGCCGACCGAGACGUUGACCAAGGCCGACUUAUAAUGAAUUCAUGCUUACCGUAAAACAUGGUUACAGUAAACACAUUCAUAAUGAAUUGACGCUUACAGUCAAACACAGUUACUGUGAACACACUUAUAAGGAAUUCUUGCUUACAGUAAAAUGCAGUUACAGUGAACACAUUCAUAAAGAAUACACACUUACAGCGACAUGAUUUUCUUUCCCUGUCGUUUUAUUGCAUAUUAAUAUGAACUUAUUGGAUAUAACGCAUUACAUUUAUAAUGAAUCAAAUUUGUUCAACCCCAGUACUUCGCUAUAGAAAGCAUAUUUCACUGUAUUUCUCAGGAUUUUUUUUUUUUUUAUUUUGUUUUGCAAUAGCUGGGCUAGGCUGCGUAUUGCAUAGUUACAUUGGGAGCUGUGGAAAAUGUCUCAGAGUAUGUGUUUGGUUAACUAGAUACCUCAUCUUUCUGCAUUGAAAACACUGUAUAUUUUCUCUGGGUUUUUUCCCUGUCUUUUAUAAAGUCAUUAAGAUUUUACCUGCCAGUGUAUUAAAUGAGAGAUGAUCCCUCGUUGUCGUGGAAGAUUUUGUACAACAAAUUUGACAGUAAGAUUGUUUAAGGAACUUCAUGUUAUAUUUAAUUGCAGUAUAAAUGUUAAAUAAAAAGUAAUGAAUCAUACAAAA
Molecule: messenger RNA, 2708 nt
Organism: Ostrea edulis (European flat oyster)
Lineage: Eukaryota; Metazoa; Mollusca; Bivalvia; Ostreida; Ostreidae
Product: F-box only protein 42-like
Exons: 7
Coding region: 461-1771 (436 amino acids)
Molecular function (GO): protein binding
Source: RefSeq, a predicted model, not a curated record